GGCUUCUGCUGUGAGACCGUUGGCAGCGAGUCCACAGAUUUAAAUCCUGCUCUUUGAACAAACAGCUGAAGUGAGGUUUAUAAAGCGCCGCUGGCCGCUGCUUGCAGAGCGUUUUCCUGAGGCGACCUGCCGCAGCUGCCUGCAGGAUGAGCAGUAAGAUCAUCUUCUACGAGGACAGGAACUUCCAGGGCCGCUACUAUGAGUGCGACACCGACUGUCCCGACAUGCAUCCUCACUUCAGCCGCUGCAACUCCAUCAAGGUGGAGAGCGGCUGCUGGGUUCUGUACGAGAAGCCCAACUACAGCGGCUACCAGUACGUUCUGACCCGCGGAGAGUACGCCGACUACCAGCGCUGGAUGGGCUACAACGACACCAUCCGGUCCUGCAGAACCUUCUCCUACACCAGCGAGGGUCCGUACCGUAUCCGGAUCUACGAGCGGCCCAACUUCCAGGGCCAGAUGAUGGAGUUCAGCGACGACUGCGAGUCGGUUCAGGAUCACUUCCGCAGCCGCGAUAUUUAUUCCUGCAACGUGAUGGACGGAUACUGGACGCUGUACGAGCACCCGGGCUACCGCGGCCGCCAGUACUUCAUGAAGCCCGGAGAGUACCGCAAGUUCAGCGACUGGGGGGCCACCUGCGCCUCCACCGGGUCCUUCCGCCGGAUCACCGACUUCUACCCUCCUGCUGGUCCUUCUAGUCCUCCAGCGGGUCCUUCUAGUUCUCCUGCUGGUCCUUCUAGCCCUCCUGCUGGUCCUUCUAGUCCUCCAGCGGGUCCUUCUAGUUCUCCACCAGGUCCUCCUAGUCCUCCUCCUGGUCCUCCUAGUCCUCCUCCUGGUCCUCCUAGCCCUCCAGCGGGUCCUUCUAGUCCUCCAGCGGGUCCUCCUAGUCCUCCUCCUGCUCCUCCUAGUCCUCCUCCUGCUCCUCCUAGUCCUCCACCAGGUCCUCCUAGUCCUCCUCCUGAAGAGCUUCACUGGUUCCUGCUGGAAGCUGCACAGAGUCAACAACAGCAGAAGAAGAAGACUCCUACCAGCAGCAGCAGCAGCAGCAUGGGGAAGAUCAUCUUCUACGAGGACCGGAACUUCGGCGGUCGUCACUACGAGUGUAUGAGCGACUGCGCCGACCUGCACUCGAUGUUCGACCGCUGCCGGUCCAUCCGGGUGGAGAACGGCAUGUUCAUGGUCUACGACCGGCCGGGCUUCACCGGAAACCAGUUCUUCGUGAGGAGGGGCGAGUACUCGGACUACAUGAGCAUGACCAGCAUGAACGACUGCGUCAGGUCCUGUCGCAUGAUCCCUCCGCACAGCGGCAGCUUCAGGUUGAGGCUCUUUGAACACUUCGACAUGGCUGGUGAGAUGAUGGAGCUGACCGAUGACUGUCCAAACCUCACGGACCGAUUCCGCAACUCCAACUUCAACUCGUGCAACGUGGACGGACACUGGCUGCUCUACGAACAGCCCAGCUACAGGGGGCGCCACUACUACCUGAGGCCCGGAGACUACAGGAGCUUCAGCGAGUGGAACGCCAUCAGCUCCAGGAUUGGCUCCGUCAGGCGCCUCAUGGACCUCUAAAGCCGGAGGACGUUCUUGUCAAAUGUCUGCUCUUUGCCUUGUUUCGCUCACUGAAUAAAGUGGCGUCGGGGCUCA
Messenger RNA from Amphiprion ocellaris (clown anemonefish), 1643 nucleotides. RefSeq names its product putative stoned B-like protein. The coding region runs from base 147 to 1568 and encodes 473 amino acids. The transcript is spliced from 8 exons. Gene Ontology annotation, biological process: visual perception; lens development in camera-type eye. NCBI's taxonomy places the organism in Eukaryota, Metazoa, Chordata, Actinopteri, Pomacentridae. The record is from RefSeq and is a predicted model, not a curated record. Gene Ontology annotation, molecular function: structural constituent of eye lens.